Molecule: messenger RNA, 621 nt
Organism: Arctia plantaginis
Lineage: Eukaryota; Metazoa; Arthropoda; Insecta; Lepidoptera; Erebidae
Source: the annotation of a GenBank genome assembly
AUGUUCCUCGAGUUGACAGAACGUCUCAAUGCAAUGGGUGGAGCGUUAAAGUCUGUCGAUAAGUGGAAGAAGACUUGGAGGGAUCUUAAAUCAAAUGUUAAAAGAAAGGCAGGUAAAACCAGGCAAUCUAUAAGCGAUACUGGUGGAGACCCAGCUGCUGAUGUCUCUACCUUAACAGACUUAGAACAGAAAGUUUUGGCUGUACUUGGGUCUGAAGCCGUAUAUCGCAUUCCUGGAGUUCAAGAAACAGUAGUGAUAAUAGAAAGUCUAGAUGCUUCUGAGACUUUCGAAAUCGAGGUACCAACAUCAGGUUCAGAUGUUCUGCCCACUAUCCAGAGCGCAUCACAAGUUCUCCCAGAGGAGUCAUCACAAAGUAGUGUAAACUAUAGUAACCGUCCCGACACACCACAACCAAAGAGAGUUGUGACAGGAAAAACAAAGCGAAGAAAGAAUAUAGAGUACGUGUUUGAAGGAAUUUUAAAAUUAAAAAAAGAGAGACUGGAACUCAAAAGGCUGAAGCUACAGCUCGACAGGGAGGCUUUUGAGGAAAAUAAAAAAUACAAGCAGCAAAAAUUAGAUGUAUUGAAAAGAAUUGCGGCAGCUUUGGACGGGCCUAGUUAA